Messenger RNA from Vigna radiata var. radiata (mung bean), 1200 nucleotides. Its product is annotated as MLP-like protein 34. The record is from RefSeq and is a predicted model, not a curated record. Lineage: Eukaryota; Viridiplantae; Streptophyta; Magnoliopsida; Fabales; Fabaceae. Gene Ontology annotation, molecular function: signaling receptor activity; abscisic acid binding; protein phosphatase inhibitor activity. Gene Ontology annotation, cellular component: cytoplasm; nucleus. The coding region runs from base 202 to 1161 and encodes 319 amino acids. The transcript has 4 exons. Gene Ontology annotation, biological process: defense response; abscisic acid-activated signaling pathway.
GGGACGGUCUACUUUACUCCAGUGGGACAGGCACCUUCGUAGUUUGUUGAAAUAUUGUCAAAUGUGGUAUUAAUUGCUUUGUUAUCCUCUUCAUCUAUAAAUACACACAUCUGGGAUAUCUCACAUCACGGCAUUUCCUAGUGCUCAUAAACUUUAAGUUUCUAUCAAUAUCUUGUAGUUCAAUUCAAACUUCUAAGCAGCAUGGGGGCACUCACUUUCACAGAGGAGUUUACUAGCACUGUCCAGCCAGGAAGGUUGUUCAAGGCUUUGAUCCUUGAUGCUCCAAACCUCAUUCCCAAACUGAUGCCUGAGGCCAUUAAGAAUGUUCAAUUGGUUGAAGGGAAUGGAGGUCCUGGAAGCAUUCAGGAGAUAACCAUUGCUGAAGGUGAUAAGAUCAAACACUUGAAGCAUAGAAUUGAUGCAAUUGACCCUGAGAAAUUGACUUACAGCUACGCAGUGAUUGAGGGGGAUGGUGCACUGGAAAAAGUGGAUUCAAUUUCACAUGAGAUUAAGUUCGAGGCCACUGAAGAGGGAGGUUCCAAGACCAAGAAUGUCAGCACUUAUCAGCCCAAAGCAGGGGUUGAUGUCAAAGAGGAGGAUUUCAAGGCUGCAAAGGAAGAAGGCUUGGCUCUCCUCAAGGCAGUGGAUGCUUAUCUUGUGGCAAACCCAGAGGCCUAUGCGGGAGGAACAACUUUUACAUAUGAUUAUUCCUCCGCUGUUGCUCCAUCACGCAUGUUCAAGGCCUUGAUCACUGACUCAAGAACUUUGCUUCCAAAGCUCUUACCACAGUUCAUAAAAGAGGUCAACGUGAUCCAAGGAGAUGGAGAAGCUGGAAGCAUUGAGCAAGUUAACUUUUCUGAAGCUAGCCCCUUCAAAUAUGUGAAAUACAGGAUUGAUGAGGUUGAUAAGGAGAAAUUAGAGUGCAAAUACGCUAUGAUUGAAGGGGGUCCAUUGGGGGAAAAGCUUGAGUCCAUAGCUUAUGAGGUCAAAUUUGAGGCCACAAGUGAUGGUGGUUGCCUCUGUAAAAUGACAAGCAAAUACAAUGUCAUAGGGGAUUUUGAAGUCAAAGAAGAAGAGAUAAAGGAAGGAAGAGAAAGCUCUCUUGGAGUCUGUAAAGUGGUGGAAGCCUAUCUGCUUCAGAAUCCACAAGUCUAUGCUUAAAUUUUCAUCUGUUUAUGUUAAUGAUAUUCAAUUUAUUCA